UACCUCCCAUCCACGAAUCACGAUUUCUCAUUUCCACGCGUCGCUUCCACCCUCAUAUCUUUUCGAAAAACAACUUUAAAUUAAAUAAAUUAUUCAAAUUAAUUCGAAUUAAUUAAUCAAUCAAAUUAAUGAAAAAUGAAAAUAAAAGUUCGCUGAUGAGUUCAACUUCGACGGAAAAAGAAGCCUCUAGAAGCUCUCACAGGAACCACAACGACGUUGGAGACUCAGACUCACAAUAGAUAUCAAAUAUCAAAUUUCCUGUAAAUUCCGAUUAAUCUUUAUCUUAUUUCAGCUUCAAGAUAAUGUGUUGAAACAGAUGACCAUAUAGUGCUCCAUGCUGGUGACGAACAUGAGGACUGGUUUGCAAUGCAGUCCGACAGUAAGAAGUUACUUCGUGAAAUAUACAUACAUUUUAUCAAAAGAAAUGUUUAACUACUGAUUAUGUGAGGAGCUAUUGUACUCAGAGUAAAGAGCAAUACUCCCAAAUCUGAAGCAGAAAGAAAUAAUGAUUGGAAAGGGCUCAUGGUCUUGCAAACCCGAAGAUCCGUUUUCUCCAUGUAAUAGUGACUCAGGCAAAGAACAGAAAAGGCUAGCAUCAGAUAUUACAAGUAUGUAUGAUCAUUGUUUCAAGAGCAGCAAUGUAGAUUCUAGCAGUAGUGAGCUUUGUGCAAAUGAUACUAUCUCUGGAGACAAGUGUUUGGUGGAGGAUGAUAGUGUGUCUCAAUAUUCAAUUAAUCACAUAUCUCAACCUGACAAUGAACUCAGCUUUGUUGAUACUGAUGGAUGGCUCGAUAUAGACAACUUUGAAGAUGUUGAUAGGAUGAUGUUAAAUUAUGACUUAACUUUCGGAAUGGGGAGCAUCAAUAAUGAAGAUGAAUUCUGCUGGCUCUCAUCGUCACAUGGAGCUGAAGGACCUGAUGAUGAUGCACUAAAGUCUGCCUUCAAGUUUUCAUCUACUCAAGUGAGUCCACUGAAAAGUAUAUCAGAUAAUAUGGACCUGAACGAAAAUACCGAGGGUCUACCAAUUCAUGAUUGUGACAAAAAAGCAUCUUCUUUUGAUAAAAAUCUGAGGACUGAAAUGGAUGUUGAUCGUGAUGCUGUUCCUACUUCAUUAUCAACAUUUGAUGAAUCAGACAUGAAAUCGGGUAGCAUAGAUGACUUGAUGCCUAAACAAAAGAUACAGGAGCAGCUGUCGAAGCAAUCAGAAGGAAAGAGAAAAAAUAGCUGUCUAAAAGGUGGUGAUUCUGAUCAUCCUUAUGCUCACGUGGAGCAACCCUGCGGAGGCUCUUCCAGUGGGGUCACUUCCGAGGAUAGCAUUCACAAAGAAAGACCAAACAUGGAUUCUGAGUCUUUACGGUGUGUUCACAAACAAACUCCUCGAGUGCUCCCAGAUUACAGUCAUGCUUCAAAUUAUGCUCCUCUACUACCUGCCUCGUCUGGAUCGAGGUAUCAACACAAUGGAUAUCCACCAUAUGCAUCAAACAUGAAGAGUUCUCGUGGUCAUCUUUUAGAAACUGCUGCCUUGAAAACAAAUGCUAAGAGAGAAAAAUUGUAUCUUUGCAAUGAUGCUAAACUUACAAGUAGGGGUUUCAAAAGUGAAAAUAUGCAAAAUCCUACGCCAUUCGAAAGUCCAGGUUCAGCUCAGAAGGUAGGAUGUCAGUUUGAAAAUGCGAAUGAAAGCCAUAGUGAAGUUGGAGACAUUAGCAUCGGAUUUUCACCAGAAGUAGAGUCAUCAAAUGUACCAGAAAGUUCAUCUAUUAGCUCUGCACUAGAUGAAAUCUCACUUGAAGCAGCUAGCUUUCACCAGCUGCAACAGGUCCUGGACCAGUUGGACGUUAAAAUCAAGCUAUGCAUAAGGGACAGUCUUUACCGUUUAGCUAAAAGUGCUGACCAAAGAAACAAUGAUCCCAAUGCAAGUGGUAUAAUAGGUGAUGAUGUUGAGGCAUGCAAAGGAGUAACGACACAGGAUACAAACAGGUGUACGGGAUUCAUUAAUAUGGAAACUAAUACAAAUCCCAUUGAUCGGUCUAUAGCACACUUAUUGUUUCAUAGGCCCUCAGAUCCAUCAAUGUUGCCCCUUAGUGAUAUUUUACCUUUCAAAUCCAGUUACAUGAUACACGGAUCAGGGACCAAUCCACCAAUAUUUGCUGAGAAACAGAUUUGUCAGGAAGAAUCGUCUGGCGGAGUAGAGACUUAGUCUUGAAGGGUAUCACAUUGUGAUAACUGAAUCUAGCAUUGGCAUUAGCCCGGGGUCCAAUGUCUUUUCAAUUAAGUCAUCAUAUCAUAUAUUGUAUAUAAAUCAUUCCAGGCUAACUCAGAGAUCCAUUUAAAUUUUGCAUUGAUCCUAUUACACUGAUGUAUAUUGUGAUUCUAAUCUAUAGAAGGAGGCGUAUAUGAUGUAGAGUAAUGCUACAUUAAUGCCCAACUCUCUCUUCACGAAUGUUUUUAAGCAAGGCCAUCGAAUUGAUAAGUGGACCACCAA
Molecule: messenger RNA, 2482 nt
Organism: Cicer arietinum (chickpea)
Lineage: Eukaryota; Viridiplantae; Streptophyta; Magnoliopsida; Fabales; Fabaceae
Product: protein LNK1
Biological process (GO): regulation of DNA-templated transcription; circadian rhythm
Source: RefSeq, a predicted model, not a curated record